Molecule: messenger RNA, 390 nt
Organism: Oikopleura dioica
Lineage: Eukaryota; Metazoa; Chordata; Appendicularia; Copelata; Oikopleuridae
Source: the annotation of a GenBank genome assembly
AUGGAGAAAAUUCUGCAUGUUCUGUGUGCUUGCUUUGGCAUGGCUGCUUGGCUUGCUGUCAAUGGCUGCUGGAUCGAGCUACCUCUUCUCGUCUCGGUCAUGCCUGAAAGCUGGAAUCUGGCCUCGCACAUGUCGAUUAUCAUCCAGUGCGCGAAUAUUGGCCCGCUUGUAAUCACGCUUUUGGACAUGUACUGCCCCAGCCGGUUAAAACUAAAGCCUCUUAUUUAUAUUUUGCUGCUCAUCGGCCUUUGCGCUCAAUUCCUGAUGUUUUUCUUCUGGAACGAUACAGUUGAAAUUAACGGAAGCAGCUAUUCCGUCCCCUUUUUGUUCUUUUCUUUGCCGCUUCACUCGUUGACUGUACUUCCUCAGUUUCUUUCAUCCCCUUUAUGA